UUUUUCAUGUCUUUUCCUUUUUUAUUGAGAUUUCGGAUUUUCUGCUUCGAAAAUACUGCUCAGAUCUAUUGCUCUGAGCUUUCACAGUCUCAGAUUUGUCAAAGAUCGAAGUAAUUUAUUUUCAUUCGAAGCUGAGUGCUACUGAUCAGUUGUGCUUCCUUUUUUGUUUUUGGGAUCGAAGUAAUUUAUUUUCAUUCGACUCAGUAAGUUUCCACUGAAUUUGUGAUUUUUGUGUGUGAUCUACAUCGCUCCACUGUUCUUAAUCUAGAAUGUGAAGAAUCUGUUUUUGAACUUAGUGAGUUUCUCUGGUUGAGUUUUCCCCUGGUUUAAUUCAUUAAUGCAGCUCAGGAGUGCUUCUUACUGUGAAUCGUUUUCCCCGGUGAAUUCAUCGUUUGUUGUGGCAUUGAUCUUGAUUCUGUAGUCAGAAGAUUGCUUGAUUUCUUAUUUUAUGUAGGUUACCGGUGAGGAACUGUAAACGAUCUAGCAGAGUGCCUCCUUCGGUUGUGUGCAACAAAUGUUGGCUAGUUCUUCAAGGUUUCUGCUGGUUCGGCUAAGGAAUUUGGUUUGAUGAAUGAUUCGCAUUUAUUUGUAUGAUUAAGUGCAAGAAAUAAAUGGAGGAAAGUGACAACAGAGAUUUUCAAGGAAAUGUCGUUAGGCAGGCAUCUUUACGUCAAAGUGGGAGUUUGAAAUCUACACUAUCAGGGAGAUCAACUCCUAGAGGUUCUCCUUCGUUUAGAAGAUUAAAUUCCAGUCGAACUCCUCGAAGAGAAGCUCGUAGCAGUGGAGGGUGUUUACGGUGGAUUGGGAGUAACCGUUUGUUGUUUUGGUUAUUCUUAAUAACUCUCUGGACUUAUCUAGGGUUCUAUGUUCAAUCCAGAUGGGCUCACAAUGAUAAUAGGGAUGAGCUAAUAGGUUAUAAAAGUAAACCAGGUGGCAUUUUCAACAUGAAACGGGAUCAUCAGCCAGAUUUGAUUACAAAAAGAGAUUCUUUGGUAGCUGAAAAUGCUUCUACUGAGAAUAAAGAGGGAGUCAAAAAUGUAACACAGUUUAAGAUACUGGACGUGGUGGCUUUGGCCAAAAAUGGGAAUCGCCCUCCAUCCCGCCGGAAGAGGAGUAAGAAAACAAGUAUGGAACGAAAGUUGCGUAGUAGUAAGACACGUGACAGGCAAAAGGCUGUUGUAGAAGGUACAACCAGCAGCUUGGAGGAGACGGAAGAGGAAAUUCCUAAAAGAAAUACUUCAUAUGGGUUACUUGUUGGUCCCUUUGGGUCAACAGAGGACAGAAUAUUGGAAUGGAACCCUGAAAAGCGAAGAGGUACUUGUGAUAGGAAGGGGGAAUUUGCACGUCUUGUUUGGUCUAGAAAAUUUGUUUUGAUAUUCCAUGAGCUUUCGAUGACUGGGUCCCCACUUUCAAUGAUGGAAUUGGCAACAGAGCUUUUGAGCUGCGGAGCUACGGUGUCUUCUGUGGUUCUUAGCAAGAAGGGUGGAUUGAUGGCAGAGCUUGAUAGGAGAAAGAUCAAAGUGCUUGAAGACAAGGCAGAGCUGAGCUACAAAACUGCCAUGAAGGCAGAUCUUGUCAUUGCAGGAUCUGCUGUGUGUGCAUCAUGGAUCGAGCAAUACCUCAAACGAUUUGCAGCUCGAUCAAAUCAAGUUGUUUGGUGGAUCAUGGAAAAUCGACGGGAGUACUUUGACCGAUCAAAGCUAAUGCUCAACCAAGUAAAAAUGUUGAUGUUUCUUUCUGAAUCACAAUCUAAACAAUGGCUAGCAUGGUGUGAAGAAGAAGGUGUUAAGCUGAAGUCUCAGCCUGCUUUGGUUCCACUUUCUGUUAAUGAUGAACUGGCCUUUGUAGCAGGCAUUCCUUGCUCCCUAAAUACACCAUCAUUCAGCAUUGAAAAGAUGAAGGAGAAAAGGCAGCUGCUAAGAGAUGCAGUUAGAAAGGAGAUGGGAUUAACAGAUAAUGAUAUGCUUGUGAUGUCUCUUAGUAGCAUCAACCCUGGAAAGGGCCAACUGUUGCUUCUUGAAUCAGCAAGAUUGAUGGUUGGACAAAACCUUUCUCUGGUAAACUCAGGAAGCAAUGAUUUGAUCAAAAUAGGCCAAGACCAUUCUUCCUUGGGUGGGAAGAAACGUUUAAGAAGUUUGUUUCAAAAUAAGCUUCAGAUUGGUGAAUCUUCAAAUGGAUUAUACAGCUCUGACAAAUCUAUUUUUACUUUCAAUGAAGCUAAGAGGAAAGGCUUGGGGUUACAGAUUCUCCCGGUGCUCACUAAUUAUACAGAUACUACAGAUACUCUAACCUCUGUUGAUGACAAAAUGAGGAAACUUUUGUCCGACAAAGAGGGAACUAAGAAGCAGGAUCUUCGACUUUUAAUUGGCUCUGUUGGAUCCAAGAGUAAUAAAGUGGCUUAUGUCAAAGGGUUGCUCAGAUUCUUGUCUCAACACUCAAACCUGUCAAAGUCAGUGCUAUGGACUCCAGCAACUACACGUGUUGCCUCACUUUAUGCUGCGGCAGAUGUUUACAUUAUAAACUCUCAGGGUCUUGGAGAAACAUUUGGAAGAGUGACUAUCGAAGCUAUGGCAUUUGGCCUUCCGGUUAUUGGCACAGAUGCUGGAGGGACAAAGGAGAUUGUAGAUCACAAUGUAACGGGUCUUCUCCAUCCUAUUGGGCAUCCAGGCUCUCAAUUCCUAGCCCAAAAUAUUCAAUUUUUGCUUGAAAACCCAAUAGCAAGAGACCAGAUGGGAAUCAGCGGCAGGAGGAAAGUGAAGAGGAUGUAUUUGAAGCACCACAUGUACAAGAAACUUGCAGAGGUUCUACGCAACUGCAUGAGAAUCAAAUAGACGCUUUAGUUCACGU
Molecule: messenger RNA, 2847 nt
Organism: Telopea speciosissima
Lineage: Eukaryota; Viridiplantae; Streptophyta; Magnoliopsida; Proteales; Proteaceae
Exons: 4
Coding region: 612-2831 (739 amino acids)
Molecular function (GO): glycosyltransferase activity
Source: RefSeq, a predicted model, not a curated record